Ilex paraguariensis (yerba mate) is the source of this 153-nucleotide messenger RNA. Lineage: Eukaryota; Viridiplantae; Streptophyta; Magnoliopsida; Aquifoliales; Aquifoliaceae. The record is from the annotation of a GenBank genome assembly.
AUGGCAGGCACUAAUUAUUUUGAAGACUGGGAUUUGGGAGCAUCGAUGAAACAUGCCCUAGUACCUGGUGGUUCUAAUGGUGACGAUGACUUUGAAGAUGAGAGGAUAGCCAUUGGAUUAGAAGAUGUGAGCUGCCCUGUUAUACUGCUUUAG